Acanthosepion pharaonis is the source of this 1086-nucleotide messenger RNA. NCBI's taxonomy places the organism in Eukaryota, Metazoa, Mollusca, Cephalopoda, Sepiida, Sepiidae. The record is from the annotation of a GenBank genome assembly.
AUGUCUCACGGUUGCCAUCUGCAGGCAGACAAGCCAACCACCAUCAUCGAAGCAGAUGGCAUCAUUAAUCUUUCACUCUUAUUUUACUUCUUUUUUUUUUUUUCUUUUCUUGGAUUUUUCUCUUUAUCCUCUUUUUAUAUUCUCUUUUCUUUUUUUUCCCUUAAUUCUUCUUCCUUCAUUCUCCACAUCUUUCUCUCUAUCAUUCAUGGUCUUUAUUCAUCUUUUUUUUGUUGUUUUGGAUUUUUCUCUUUCUCCUUUUUUUUUAUAUUCUCUUUUCUUUUAAUUUUCUAUCUAUCUAUCUAUCUACCUAUGCCCAUUCAAAUCCCUAUCUAUCUAUCUAUCUAUCUAUCCCCAUUCAAAUCCCUAUCUAUCUAUCUAUCUAUCUAUCUAUCUAUCUAUCUAUCUAUCUAUCCCCAUUCAAAUCCCUAUCUAUCUCCCAUUCAAAUCUAUCUAUCUAUCUAUCUAUCUAUCUAUCUAUCUAUCCCCAUUCAAAUCCCCAUCUAUCUAUCCCCAUUCAAUCAUCUAUCUAUCCUUUCAAAUCCCUAUUCAUCUAUCUAUCUAUCCCCAUUCAAAUCCCUAUCUAUCUAUCUAUCCCCAUUCAAAUCCCUAUCUAUCUAUCUAUCCCCAUUCAAAUCCCUAUCUAUCUAUCUAUCCCCAUUCAAAUCCCUAUCUAUCUAUCUAUCUAUCUAUCUAUCUAUCUAUCUAUCUAUCUAUCUAUCCCCAUUCAAAUCCCUAUCUAUCUAUCUAUCUAUCCCCAUUCAAAUCCCUAUCUAUCUAUCUAUCUAUCCCCAUUCAAAUCCCUAUCUAUCUAUCUAUCUAUCUAUCUAUCCCCAUUCAAAUCCCUAUCUAUCUAUCUAUCUAUCUAUCUAUCUAUCUAUCUAUCUAUCUAUCUAUCCCCAUUCAAAUCCCUAUCUAUCUAUCUAUCUAUCUAUCUAUCUAUUUUCACAUCCAUCUCUCUCUGAUUCAUUGUCUUUCUUAUUUUACAUCCUUUUUUUUCUUUUACAUUUCCUUUUCUUUGUUUUACUUUCUCUUGAUUUUUCCUCUUUCUUUUUCUUUGCAUCCUUUUUUUUAUUUCUCCUCUUUUGA